Messenger RNA from Seriola dumerili (greater amberjack), 1986 nucleotides. RefSeq names its product nuclear GTPase SLIP-GC-like. Lineage: Eukaryota; Metazoa; Chordata; Actinopteri; Carangiformes; Carangidae. The coding region runs from base 225 to 1691 and encodes 488 amino acids. The transcript is spliced from 16 exons. The record is from RefSeq and is a predicted model, not a curated record. Gene Ontology annotation, molecular function: GTPase activity.
UCUUAGACAGAAGACAGGAAAAGACUGAAGCAGGAUGUAAGGGAGAAUAUUUUGACAGAAUAAAGGAUUUUUUUAGAUUACAGAUUACUUCCUUUUUCUAACAAGGAAUAGUUGUAUUUUAAUUUAUCUAUAUUUUCAGACUUCAUUUUGAGAUCAUCUUUUUUGUACCGGUCACUUCAGUAACCCAAGGCUUCUUCAACUACUUUUCGUUUCUGUUCCUGGACAUGGAUGAGUUUGUUUGUAAUAAAUUAACAGAAUGGGGUCUCAGCAUGUUGAUAGAGAGAUUUGAAGAUGAAGGCAUUGACACAGAAAGUCUUUACUGUCUCGGUGAUCAGGAAAUUGAUGCCUUGAUCACAAAACUGGGACCAAGAGCAAAAUUCAAGAAGAGACUCAAGUUGUUAAAGGCAGAACAAAACCCAACACAUCAGGAAACAGCUGAUUCUUCUGCUCAUGAGCAUGAAGAAGCAGCUGAUUCUGCUCAGGUCUGCCAGUCCACCAGUGACAGAAGGGAUAAAGGAAAGAGAAAGUUGGAUCAGGGUGAGUCCACCAAAUUUCAGUCACCAGCCAUUAAACGACGAUGUGACAACAAACUGGGAUCAUACUCAGAAGAGAUCAUACUCUCUGAUGUGAAAAACACAAUGAACUAUGUUCAUAUGAGACUACAAAACGAAGACAACACAAGGUUCAAUGCUUUCCUUAAGAAUAAAAUCUGUGACUUGGAAACAGACAAAAGGGAGCUGGUCGGUGUGUUUGGUAAAACCGGAGCUGGAAAGAGCUCUCUGAUAAAUGCUGUCAUUGGAGUGAAGAAUCUUUUGCCCUCUGGAAGUGUCAGUGCAUGUACCUCAGUCAUGAUUAAAGUGGAGGCUAACAAGAACAACUCAAAGUACGAAGCAGACAUUGAGUUCAUAACAAGAGAGGAGUGGAAAGAUGAAUUGUGGUCUGUGUAUCAUGUUCUUCGGGAUGCAGAUCAGGAAAAGGAAGAUGAUGAUGAUUAUCGUGACACUGUUGAAAAGCUAUCAGCACUGUAUGGAGAAGAAUGGGAAAACAUACCACCUGAAAACCUCAUGGACAGCAAAUAUUUCAGAGAAAUUCCUGAAUUUCUCUUCUCCAAGAGGAAGAUUUUGACAUGUGAAUCAGCUGAAGAGUUGUCUGCAAAAUUUGUGAAAUACACGAGAAGUGACUCAAAAGUGGGACAGAGUGGGAAGAGGUGGUACUGGCCACUAGUGAAGUGUGUGACUGUCAGGGUGCCUAAUAAUGAUCUUCUCCAGCAUGUCACACUUGUGGAUCUUCCUGGAAAUGGGGACCGUAACAAGAGCAGAGAUAAAAUGUGGAAAGAGAUUGUUGGAAGUUGUUCUACUGUGUGGAUUGUCACUGACAUUAAUCGAGCAGCAUCAGAGAAUGAACCCUGGGAGAUCCUGCAGGAUGCCAGUAGACUCAUGGGAAAUGGUGGCGAGUGUCAGCAAAUUCACUUUAUCUGCACCAAGUCUGAUCUUAUUGAAGAUUCAGAUGAUCAUUCAGCAGCUGGUGAUUAUGCUCUCAUUCUGAAAAGAAACAUGGAAGCCAAGGAAACAGUGAUGACAGAAUUCAGAAAACAAACCAAGAUUAAGAAACACUUCAGUGAUGAGUAUUGUGUAAGUGUUCACAGUGAGCUCCAAAGAGUUUCUGAAAAACAAACGUCUAAGACAAGAUGACACUGAAAUACCUAAACUGCAGGAAUUUCUGCAAGAGCUCAAUGACUGUCACUCAGUGACAUUAAACUAUGUGUCUGGAGCUUAUGGGAUUCUCUCUCUGAUUCAAGGAGCGAGAUGCAGGGAAGUGGCUGGAAAAAAGAAAGAGGUGUGCACAGAACUUGAAGAAAACAUGAGGCAGGAACUUGAAAAAGUCAGAAAACCCGUGGAAGAGGCUUCUGAGGCUUUUGAAAAAUGCCUUACUGAGGGGGUUGAAGAUUCAAAACGUUUAUGUGAAGCAAAGUUGAAAUCCAUUUUA